AUGGAUAGGGACAGCGGCCAGGACUUCCCAGAGGCACAGAGUGGCGAGUUUGGGGACACAGGCGGUAGGCAAAAGAAGGCCAAGGCUGCUUCCAGAGCAGAGAGAAAAGGGGAUCUGGACCCUGGGACUGUUCUGGAGAUAUCGAGGUCUCUGAAGAAAAGAAUGCAGGAUAUUCUGAAGAAAGACAACGCAAACAACCUGGAGGGACGCCCGGCAACAGGAAAGAUAGAAAAUGUUGAAGAGAUAUCAGAUAUUCUGAUGAGCAAGGCGCUGCAAGAGAGUCUAUUGGAUGAGGGCAUUCUUGACGAGAUCAAAGGAUGGCUGGAGCCUCUUCCAGACAAGUCUAUGCCCAACAUUAAGAUCAGGAAGAGACUUCUUGACGUGCUCAAGACCAUGAAGAUUCACAAGGAGCACCUGGUCACUAGCGGGGUGGGGAAGAUCGUUUAUUUCUACAGCAUAAAUCCUAAGGAGUCGAAGGAGGUCAGGGCCUCUGCAAAGGCACUUGUACAGAAAUGGACGAACGAGGUCUUUAAGCCAGAAGGUGGAGAUUGA
Molecule: messenger RNA, 552 nt
Organism: Encephalitozoon cuniculi GB-M1
Lineage: Eukaryota; Fungi; Microsporidia; Unikaryonidae
Product: Spn1p-like protein
Exons: 1
Coding region: 1-552 (183 amino acids)
Biological process (GO): poly(A)+ mRNA export from nucleus
Cellular component (GO): nucleus
Source: RefSeq, marked provisional